AUGGUUAUUGAAUUUAGCGGAAGUGAAUUCAACGGAGAAAUGGAAGUAGAAACUACAGAAGUACUUCACUACGACACUUUUUUAUUAUAUGCACGUAGCGAAAAUUUAUCUGAUAGAGAAAUUGCGAUCCGCGAUCUGUCGAAAAUAUUACGAACGUUGAACAUCGAGAAAGGGCAACGGCAAAUUGAAGUUGUUUUUAGUCUGAUUGAAAAUGUGUUUGCUAAAGAAACAGAUAGUAAAUUAUGUGGUAUGUUAGUGGAACAAGUUCCAUCAUUGUAUGUUGAAUUUAUGGCAGUAGAAUACUUGUUGAAAAGGGUCCACAAAGUAUUCUCAGCAUUAUUAGCGAAUGCGCUGGAUCAUGCUGCGGACGAUGUACGUAAAUCAGCAAUUGGUGCCAUUGAUUCUUUGGUGGAGCGACGCAUAUUGCCACAAGGUAUUUUUUCAUGUUAG
Acanthocheilonema viteae is the source of this 450-nucleotide messenger RNA. The record is from the annotation of a GenBank genome assembly. NCBI's taxonomy places the organism in Eukaryota, Metazoa, Nematoda, Chromadorea, Rhabditida, Onchocercidae.